This is a messenger RNA of Saccostrea cuccullata (small rock oyster), 803 nucleotides long. Its product is annotated as neurogenic locus notch homolog protein 2-like. Gene Ontology annotation, molecular function: carbohydrate binding. Lineage: Eukaryota; Metazoa; Mollusca; Bivalvia; Ostreida; Ostreidae. The record is from RefSeq and is a predicted model, not a curated record. The transcript is spliced from 6 exons. The coding region runs from base 20 to 763 and encodes 247 amino acids.
CUUAUCUUACACCAAGACAAUGUCUUCGAUGAAGAAGAAUAGUACGAUAGGUGGGAAGAAUUAUAAAGGUGGAGUACAAAAGCAGAAAUUAACGAUUAUUUCUUUACUCCUUGGAGUAUUCUUGACAGUUGCCGUGAUAGCUUUUAUAACGCUUUUGCUCAUACAUCUUAAAGUUCCUAAAGCUGAUGUAUGUGACAGCCAUAAUUGCCAGUACGGAAUCUGUGUAGCAGACCAGACCAGAUUGCGAGGCUACACGUGUAACUGCACGCUUGGUUAUGUCGGGGACAAUUGUGAAGUUGAUGCAUGUUAUAGCAAUGGUUGUAAGAAUGGGACGUGUGUGGCGGAUCAAUCAAGGAUAAGAGGAUACAAGUGUAAUUGUACCAUUGGCUUUGACGGGGAAAAUUGUCAAGAAAUGGACAAAUGUGAAGAAGAGAAAAACAGAUUAAGGAUCGGGUUGAAGGAGGCGCAAAAACCUGAACAAAGGACCAUAAUACUUUGCGAGUCGGAGAACGGAGAAAUCCGUUGUGAGAACACAAAAAGACUAAAAAUAGAGUCUGCCAAUUAUGGUCGCACCGAAGCUGCUGUGUGUCCUGGCACAAAUGACGGUAAUACUAACUGCCGCUUAGAUGUACUGGGCAAGUUAUCAGAAAAAUGUGAUAAUGAAACUCGCUGCCCUGUUCCAUCUAGAUGGGAAGACUUAGGCGGAGUGGACCCUUGUUUUGGGACUUACAAAUACGUUGAAGUCACUUACAAUUGUUCUUAAAUAUUGAACCAUAAUGUGUAAAACAAUAAAUAACAUAUCU